Sporothrix brasiliensis 5110 is the source of this 375-nucleotide messenger RNA. RefSeq lists its product as uncharacterized. The transcript is spliced from 2 exons. Gene Ontology annotation, cellular component: mitochondrion. The record is from RefSeq and is a predicted model, not a curated record. Bases 1 to 375 code for a protein of 124 amino acids. Lineage: Eukaryota; Fungi; Ascomycota; Sordariomycetes; Ophiostomatales; Ophiostomataceae.
AUGCACCGCCUCGCCGGCCUCCGGCUUGCGAUACGAACCAUCUCCGUCUCGUUUUCGGUGCCGGUUUCUUCCACUGCCACUCGUGCGUAUGCCACGGGCGCUGCCGGCCCUAUCCGUACCUCCCGGAUUGGCGGCAAGACGACCCUGAGCCUGGAGCAUUUCCUGCAGCGGUCCCGGGCCCUGGCGCUGUACCGGACGAUUGUGCGCGGGACCCGGCAGAUCAGCGACCCGACGACGCGCGCCGAGACACGUCGCUUUGCGCGAGAAGAGUUUGAGCGGCACCGCGGGGUGACGGAUUUGACACAUAUCCGCUACCUGAUCUCAACGGGUAAAACUGAGUGGCAGAACACAGAGCGGUAUAUUGGCGGGAUGUAA